This is a messenger RNA of Anneissia japonica, 840 nucleotides long. RefSeq lists its product as uncharacterized. The record is from RefSeq and is a predicted model, not a curated record. The coding region runs from base 1 to 840 and encodes 279 amino acids. The transcript is spliced from 3 exons. Lineage: Eukaryota; Metazoa; Echinodermata; Crinoidea; Comatulida; Comatulidae.
AUGUAUAAGCAAUGGGGAAAUGGAGACAUGGAAUCCGAACAAUGGAGACAUGGAAUCAUUACAGCUAUCUUUAAAAAAGUUGUUCAAAUCUAUAUCUAUAAUCUAUGGACUGAGAAUUUAGAUCAAGGGGGAAAAGUGGAUAUAGUUUAUAUACAUUUUGCCAAAGCUUUUAAUAAAGUUCCUCGUAGAAGACUUAUUGGUAAACUUGAGCCUAAUGGAGUUGUUGGUCGAGUAGGUGCAUGGAUUCAAGCUUUUUUAUCUGGCAGAGUUCAAAAAGUAACAGUAAAUGGGCAUUCAUCCUCCUGGACUAAUGUCACAAGUGGCAUCCCGCAGGGAAGUGUGUUAGGACCACUUCUGUUGUUUUUUUACAUAAAUGAUAUGCCUAACUAUGUUAGUUCAGAGAUGUCUUUAUUUGCUGAUGAUACCAAAUUGUAUAGGGAUGUAUCAACAUAUAGGGAUUAUGCACAGUUGCAGGAUGAUUUAGAGCAACUGCCUUUUGAUAAAGUUCCUCGUAGAAGACUUAUUGGUAAACUUGAGCCUAAUGGAGUUGUUGGUCGAGUAGGUGCAUGGAUUCAAGCUUUUUUAUUUGGCAGAGUUCAAAAAGUAACAGGAAAUGGGCAUUCAUCCUCCUGGACUAAUGUCACAAGUGGCAUCCCGCAGGGAAGUGUGUUAGGACCACUUCUGUUGUUUUUUGACAUAAAUGAUAUGCCUAACUAUGUUAGUUCAGAGAUGUCUUUAUUUGCUGAUGAUACCAAAUUUUAUAGGGAUGUAUCAACAUAUAGGGAUUAUGCACAGUUGCAGGAUGAUUUAGAGCAACUGCGUGAAUGGUCAUUGACAUGA